AUGCUUGGAGCGCAUGUUCGGUGUCGUGCAUUAAGGUCCCCUUUUCAGAACAGGUGUAGCAGCACGUUGACCGCAACCAUGUCGGUACCACCUUUAGUGGUACUUGAUUUAAACGGCACUCUUCUUUACCGCAAGAAAAACAAUCAAGGCCGGACUAUCCCAAAUGGCAAGAUUACGACGCGACCGUACUUGCAAUGUUUUCUAGAGUAUUGUUUGGGCCCAUACUAUCAAGAAAAGCAUAAGAAACUGAGUAAAAUUUGGCCGGUAAAGAAUCGCACUUCCGUGGACAAAAACGCUGCACCACAUGGAUCGCAAUUUUGGUUGGAUGCCCCUGGGGACGCGGUGUGGUGCCCACCACGCACAAGAGUGUGCCUCAUGAUAUGGUCGAGUGCCUCAGAGGAAAAUGUGAAUAAGAUGACGGGGCUGGUGGCUCCGUUUCAAAUUGGGCGUGCAUUGUUCCAACGGGUUUGGGCUCGUCCCACCCUUGUCACGAGCAGCCAGCUGGCCACCAAAGUAUCCACUGUAAAAGAUUUGUCGAUCGUCUGGGAUGAGCUGAAUCGCUGGGAUUCAUAUAUGCAAGACUCUGAGGCACGGAGCCGUCGUCCUACAUUCAGGUCCCGUGCAUUAGCAGGGACUCGAUUGUUCUAUUAUGAGAAGAAGCAAGAAAAGUCAAAAGCUUGGAAACAUGUACAUACGAACCACAAUGACAUGCCACAUAAUAUGCUUUACAAGGAAGCUAUGCAGCGAAAUUUGAGUGGUAUGUUGGACUCAUAUUAUGGACCUUUGUCGCAUGAGCCGUUUGGACCCAAAAACACGAUUCUGCUGGAUGACAGUGUUGGCAAAGCUCGAUGUCAGCCAAACAACCACAUAUGCAUUCCAGAGUUCGAUGCUCAAAGUGCGUCGACAUAUACCAGUUAUCUUGAACACGGCUCACCUCCUGAGAUGGUAGACGGGCUGGACGAUUUCCUUUUGCAAUUCAUUGGUGUUCUAGACGUGCUUUCUGACGUCGAGAACGUAGAGCAAUGGAUUCUCGACGGGAAUGCCGCUACGUUUUCAAGAUACCAAACGCCAGAGGAGCGCUCAGAAUGGGUUGAGCGUGGGAUUCAGGCACUCGCGGCUCGUAGUAUAUGCGUAGAACCAUGA
Malassezia restricta is the source of this 1143-nucleotide messenger RNA. RefSeq lists its product as uncharacterized. The coding region runs from base 1 to 1143 and encodes 380 amino acids. Gene Ontology annotation, molecular function: phosphoprotein phosphatase activity. The transcript has a single exon. NCBI's taxonomy places the organism in Eukaryota, Fungi, Basidiomycota, Malasseziomycetes, Malasseziales, Malasseziaceae. The record is from RefSeq and is a predicted model, not a curated record.